Caenorhabditis remanei is the source of this 1143-nucleotide messenger RNA. RefSeq lists its product as uncharacterized. NCBI's taxonomy places the organism in Eukaryota, Metazoa, Nematoda, Chromadorea, Rhabditida, Rhabditidae. Gene Ontology annotation, molecular function: protein binding. The transcript has 8 exons. The record is from RefSeq and is a predicted model, not a curated record. The coding region runs from base 1 to 1143 and encodes 380 amino acids.
AUGAACGAUUUUUGCAAAGUCCGCACAAGAAAUCUUCGCAUCGACAUGACAAAUUGUCUUGAUGUAACUGGUUCCGCCCAUCAUUCCGAUCCAAUCGCUCAAUUCCUCCGCUCCGAUUUCACAGAACUUCGUGAAUUGUGUGAUGUUCGCCUUCGGUUUGAAGAUGAGUCUAUUAUGACUCAUUCUGUAAUUUUGGCUGCUUUCUCAUCAACAUUCUCUGAAAAAUUGAAGAAACCACAGAAAUUUGAUUUGGAUUUGAAGUUUUUGAAGAAGGAAAGCGUUAAAAAAGUGUUGGAUUUUAUGUAUUUCGAAAAGGUCAAACUUUGUUUUGGAAAUUUGCAUGAUGAUCUGGAGGCAAUUUCUUAUUUUGGAGUCAGUUCAUUGCAAGAAGAAGUUGAAAAGAAACUGAUUGUCCUGGCAAAACAAGGCAAAUGUGUGGAUGUUCUGAAUCUGAUUACAGCCAAUCUGAAAGCGAUUCCACAUUCUCCGUCCACGAUGCUGGCUGUAUCGGAUGAAACUGUCAGUGAAAUAGUCUCAACUCUUCAUGAACUAUCCUCUACAAACAAGAUUCCAUACGAAGAGAUUCUGAAACUCUCCACUAAUACAAUCAUCACAAUGUUAUCGUCAAGAAUUCAAGAUUUGAAGAAAGUUGAUAUAAUCAAUAUGUCAUUGAAAUGGAUUUAUGAACGUCGUCUGAGUAAUCACCGAGCUUCGAAUAUUCUUCGUGGAUUGACAUUCGGAACAAUGACUUAUGCUGAAUUAGUUAAUUUCCGUGAUUCUUUGAUUCAGACAGCACUUCCCGUCGCAGUUGGAAGAUGCGUUCGUUUGAAGAUGGGAGAGAAUGAUACGCUGGAGAUCGAAUUCACUUAUGCCGAGUCUUCGGGAUAUCAACCACCCAGUAACAAGUCGGUGAUCACUCCAUCAGUCUCUCUGAGCAAUGAUCCAACUUCUCUGGGUGUUGUCACACUUCCAGGAACUCUUUCUGCAGAAAUAACAAAUGCCUCAUCGUCGCACACAAAUUUCGAAAGGUCCAGUAAAUCAGCUGAUUGCAAUGUCGACGACUGUAAUACCGCAAUGUCCUUCACAGUUGAAGAUCUGAAACGUCUUGGAUUCGAUCAGACGAGAGGACAGAACAAAAAGUAG